Molecule: messenger RNA, 1650 nt
Organism: Drosophila erecta
Lineage: Eukaryota; Metazoa; Arthropoda; Insecta; Diptera; Drosophilidae
Exons: 4
Coding region: 151-1431 (426 amino acids)
Source: RefSeq, a predicted model, not a curated record
UCAAUCAGUGACAAUAACAUGCACACUUCCACAUUGGAACAUUGAAACAGGUUCAGAAACAAAUUUUCAUUACCACGUAACUUUUUCGGCACAUUUUGACCAUAACAAUUAAAAUACAUUGAACACAGCAUUAGCAUAGGCCAGGUCAGCAUGUCGUUACCGAAGCGGUCGAAGAACCAACAACCGCUCGACUAUCAAGAGCUGCAGAAGCUGGAGGAAUUGCAUCCCGUCGAUAUGGGUGCACCCAAUGAGCGAGCGACUCCUUGGAACGACAUAGAUCGCCAGUUGCAGGACGGGAUGGGCGAGUUGCAGCUGAUGUUUAAUCGACUGGCACCACCGCCUUCGUCGGGAAAAGAGCCCGACAAUAGAUCCAAUCCGAUAAUCCACAACUUGGAUGAUAAACCACUGCCAGUUGUCACAGGAUCGUGGGGCCAGGUGAAGGGAACCCACACGCGUAAUUCGAUCCUGAAUCCAGAAGAUAUUGAACCAGAAAUCGAAGAAAAAUCAGUGCAGCCUAUGCAGCUAACCGAAGAGGACCCUCCGCCGCAGGAAUUGGACGCGGAAACCCGCUUCCUGGCCAUCAGGUUCUUCAAUCUAGUGCUGGCCAAACUUUGGCGUCGGCGAAGGGCCGAAGUCUGCGAUCUGCAUACGCUAGUUCGCAAGUACCAAGCCCAUGCCGCUCGCACCCAAACCGAGCUGUUUACGCGCAACCAAAUGAUCUGUUCGGAGCAGCGACGAGGGGAGCAGCUGAACAAUCAGCUAAUGCAGGCCGUCAGUCGCGUCCGCGUCACCAUGGAAAGCUGCGCCGAACUGGACAACGAGCUGCAGCAGCUGAGGAUCCGUGAAGUAACGCUGAGCAACGAGCUAGCCUCCAAGUCGCUGGAGUGCGAAUAUUUCGCCGAGAUGCUCGACAGCUUCCGCUCCGAUAUGUUUCGCGAGCUGGCCAAUUAUCGCAAGGGCGCCGCCGAAUUGGCCAACCAACAGCGGCGGGCCCUCCAGUUUGAGUUUGAAAACGCCGAGCUGGAGGAUCAAUUGCUCACGAUUAAGGAUCAAUUUCUGCAGCAGAACGACCAAAUGUCGGUGGCGCUUGGCGAGAAAAAGCAAGAGUUGGACGCCGCCUAUGAGACCCUAAAACACUACGAGCAGGAGCUGCUUCAAUUGGAGAUGAAGUACCAGGAGAUGUUGCGCCAAACCGGGUUGGAAGUCGAACUACAGAAGGAGAUCUCGCUUUUGAAGAAGAACAUGAGCAUGCCUCGAUUUUUUAUCUUAUACCUGAGUGCCUGCAAAUGGGGGACUUUUCAUGGUUGCGUAUACCACGUGGUGGCCGGAACUCUGGACUGUCUGGCGCCCUCGUUUUCCGCACCCCCCAUGACUAACAAUUUACUCAGAAUGGGCAUGGCCGCCAUUUUCCUGCUUUAUGCCAUGUAUUGAUUUAUCUGAAGGAUGCAAAAAGGACUGACUGGCGGCGCAUCCAGGUCUGGCACGGAUGACGGAGGAGUUUAUUAGCCAUCCAGUAGUGAAUAUUUUACGACACUACCACAAAUUUGUUGCGAAUAUUAGAUAACUUUUAUGUUUCAUUUUGCCAAGGUACAUAUUUCCGAAACGAAAAAAAAAUUUAGAAUAAAAUUUUUUACUAGUCUUAGACUCCAA